CUGCAGGGUGGAGCUGCCUUUGUGGUAUGGUGCCAGGAAUGGGGAAAGGUAUAAAAGUCCCAGCAGACUGCCAGAGACAGGAUCUCUGAGACACAGGAGUGUUCCAGUUUCUCUCUGCUGUGCUCAGUAAAGCAUCACCUUGACCAUGAAGGUAGCUGGUGUUUUCCUGCUCUUCUCCCUGGCGCUCUGCUUCUACCAAGGAAAUGCUGAGAUGGAUGCAGCUGCUUUCAGAGGAAUAGAGCCAUCUUGUGACAAUUUCAACCUGAGAAGAGGGUGUACAAGGGAGUUUGAGCCCAUCUGUGGCACGGAUGACAUCCUGUACAGCAACGAGUGCCUGUUGUGCCUCCACAACCUGCAAAGAAGCAGCCACGUGCGCAUCAAGAACAGGGGAAUGUGCCGAACUCCCCGUGCCUACUCCACUGGGAACUGAGGCGACUGUUCCAGAGAUGAGAGCACAGAGCUGCCCCCUGACCCGCUCAAACCCCCAAUAAAAUGGAAGCAUCGCCA
Messenger RNA from Oenanthe melanoleuca, 507 nucleotides. RefSeq names its product pancreatic secretory trypsin inhibitor-like. The transcript is spliced from 4 exons. Bases 146 to 430 code for a protein of 94 amino acids. Gene Ontology annotation, molecular function: protein binding. The record is from RefSeq and is a predicted model, not a curated record. Lineage: Eukaryota; Metazoa; Chordata; Aves; Passeriformes; Muscicapidae.